Molecule: messenger RNA, 1374 nt
Organism: Balearica regulorum gibbericeps (East African grey crowned-crane)
Lineage: Eukaryota; Metazoa; Chordata; Aves; Gruiformes; Gruidae
Source: RefSeq, a predicted model, not a curated record
GGCUGUGCUGGGACAUCUCAGGCAGCGUAAGCUGAUACUGACCCAGCACCUCCGCUGGUCUCUCAGCAGGUGAAGGAGGCCCUCAGACUGGCACCAUGACAGAGUGCUUUGACUGCGAUAACUGCAAGGAGUCCUUGUAUGGGCGCAAGUACAUCCAGAUGGACAAUGGCCCGUACUGCAUCCCCUGCUACGAUGCCCACUUUGCCAACACCUGCGAUGAGUGCAAAGAGCUGAUCGGCCAUGACUGCCGAGAGCUGUACUAUGAGGAUCGCCAUUACCACGAGCACUGCUUUCGUUGCUUCCGCUGUGACCGUUCUCUGGCCGACGAGCCGUUCACCUGCCAAGGCGAGGAGCUGCUGUGCAAUGACUGCUACUGCAGCGAGUUCUCCUCCAAAUGCAUUGCCUGCGAGAAGACAGUCAUGCCAGGAUCCCGUAAGCUGGAGUACAACGGACAAACCUGGCAUGAGCAUUGCUUCAUAUGCAGCAGCUGCCAGCAGCCCAUCGGGUCACGAUCCUUCAUCCCAGACAACAAGGAUUAUUACUGUGUCCCCUGUUAUGAGAGCAAGUUCGCUCCUCGCUGCACUCGUUGCAAAAAGACCCUGACCAAGGGAGGAGUGACUUACCGGGAUGAGCCGUGGCACAAGGAGUGUUUCGUCUGCACAGGCUGCAAGACCCCCCUGGCUGGGCAGCAGUUCACCUCCCAGGAUGACAACCCAUACUGCAUCAAGUGCUUUGGGAACCUCUAUGCCAAGAAGUGCAGCGCCUGCACAAAGCCCAUCACAGGCUUUGGUGGUGGUAAAUAUGUCUCCUUUGAGGACCGUCACUGGCACCACAAUUGCUUUAACUGCGCCCGCUGCAACACCUCGCUGGUCGGGAAAGGCUUCAUCCCUGACAACGAUGAGAUCCUGUGCCGCGACUGCAGCAGCGACCUAUGAGCCUCCGAGGACACCGUGGGGCAGGGGCUUUCUCUAUUCUUCAGGGUCUUUGUGCCAGAUACCCCAACAGCAUCUCAGGGGCAGGGCACAAGGCACAGGAGAUGGGGGCUGACCCCGAACCACGGUGUGUUCAGGAGGUUCCUGUGCCCCUCCCUGAAGGCUAGAGUACGCUAUGCUAUGGCUCUGUGCAGAGUCAAAGCUAAAUAAAGUUGAAAAAGGAGCUUCAGGACCCCCCAUUAUUUACUCUAUCCUUUUGUUUCCUGUCUGAUCAGGCACGAGCAGCGCCCAGGGCCCCAGCUGAGCAAAGGGCAGCAGCAGCUUCAGCGUUGGGCUGCUGGAUCUGCACGCUGGCAGCAUGUAUUUGCUCCCCCGGCACAGUGCUGACUUCUCUUUUCCCCAUGUGCUUCCCUUGCUCUGUGUGAUAUAAGGCAGCAGCUCC